This is a messenger RNA of Candoia aspera, 2057 nucleotides long. It is a transcript of the gene PLD3, whose product is annotated as phospholipase D family member 3. Gene Ontology annotation, molecular function: catalytic activity. Lineage: Eukaryota; Metazoa; Chordata; Lepidosauria; Squamata; Candoiidae. The transcript is spliced from 12 exons. The coding region runs from base 129 to 1715 and encodes 528 amino acids. The record is from RefSeq and is a predicted model, not a curated record.
CAGGGCAAGGCGCAACAGAUCGGCAGGCAGAGGGCUCCCCGCGGGAGGUGCGCCGGACGCGGCGCCGCACUUCAACUCCCAGGAUUCCCGGUUCUUUGAAGCUUUCCUGCUCUGGAGGAUUUGAGGAAAUGAAGCCCCAGGUAACAGCAUACCAGAAGCUCAAGACACCAGAGAGCCCUCAAGAGCUGCUACCCCUGGCUGAGCAUCCCGGCCAGACUCCACACCAGUUCCAUGACUCUGAACUAAGAAGGUCCUGCCACAGCAUCACGGGUUUAUGUCCUGGAAAGCUAUCCAGCCCAUCUACGUCCAUCCUGCCCUGGGAUUUCCAAUGCAUCCUGGUGACAGCCAUCUUGUCCACAGUGCUGGUGGUGGCCCUGGUGGUCCACUCCUUCCUCCUUCCCUUGCACAGUUUGGCCAUGGUAGAGAAUGUGGCAUCGGUCCCACAUGUGGAUAACGCGUGCAGUGACCCAUGCAGGAGUGUGCUAGUAGAGAGCAUCCCUGAGGGACUGACAUAUGAUGACAACAGCACAGUCGGCCCUUCCACUUUUGAAACUUGGCAGAGGCUUCUGAAGAACGCAAGAAGCUCGGUGGACAUUGCUUCUUUCUACUGGACUCUAAGCAACGAGGACACCCAUACCCAUGAACCUUCAGCCAGCCAGGGGGAAGAGAUACUAACAGAGCUGCUGCGUGCUCCCAGCCGCGGGAUCGUGGUACGGAUAGCAGUCAACCCCCCUUCCCCCCGACUGCCCAGUGCCGACCUUCAAGUCCUUGAGAAGAGUGGGGCCCAGAUCCGCCAAGUUGACUUGCCAAGGCUGACCCGGGGUGUCCUGCACACAAAGUUCUGGAUUGUGGACCAGCUGCACAUUUACCUUGGGAGUGCAAAUAUGGACUGGCGUGCCCUUACACAGGUGAAGGAGCUUGGCGUGGCUGUGUACAACUGCAGCUGUCUGGCCCAGGACUUGGAGAAGAUGUUUGAGGUGUACUGGGCACUAGGGCUGCCGAACACCACCAUCCCAUCACCCUGGCCAGCCAACUACUCUACCACCUACAACAAGGACACACCCCUGGAGCUGCAGCUGAAUGGGACGGAGGCUGGCGUGUACUUUUCGAGUGCUCCCCCAGCCCUGUGUGCCACCGGCCGGACGGAAGACCUCCAGUCCCUGCUGAGCGUCAUUGAAGGGGCCCAGGAGUUUGUCUACAUUGCUGUGAUGAGCUACUUGCCCACCAUGGAGUUCUCCCACCCCAGGAGGUUCUGGCCAGCCAUUGAUGACCGCUUCCGGAAAGUGGCCUAUGAGAAGAGAGUCCGUGUCCGCCUCCUGGUUGGCUGCUGGAGACAUUCCAAGCCAAGCAUGUUCCCCUUCCUGCGCUCCUUGGCUGCCCUGCAGGACAACCGCACCCACUACAGCUUGGAAGUGAGGCUGUUUGUGGUCCCUGCAAAUGAAACACAAGCCAGGAUCCCCUAUGCCAGAGUGAACCACAGCAAGUUCAUGGUGACAGACAAGGUGGCUUACGUUGGAACGUCCAACUGGUCCGGGGACUACUUCCUCCACACGGCAGGCUCUGCCCUGGUGGUGGAGCAGAGUCAAGCGCAGGCCGGAGACCGGCCCACCGUCCGGGGGCAGCUGCAGGGCAUCUUUGAGCGGGACUGGAAUUCGAGAUACAGCCGGGACCUGAACUCCGUGGGCCACUGGGAGGAUUUCUGCAGCGCCCGCUAGGGUCCCCCACGCGUCCCGGGGCGUUGGGGUUGCAGGCGCCAGGGCGGCCCAGGAGGAGAGGGGUGUCCGGGGCACCGGGCAGCCCCUGCGCUGUCCGGGAAGAGCCGCGCCGUGGCCUUUGGAGAGGAACAGGAAGGCGCGCUGGCCUGGGACGCCUUGGCUGGGGCGUGGGGAGGACAGCCGCCCGCCCGCAAGGGGUAGAAACGGGUCGGGGGGAGGGGACGGCCGUUUCCGCGGGUUCAGCUGCUGGGGGGAGCCUGGCGAGACCGCCCGCCUGCUGGAUUCCCCCCUCCUAUUCUGUAUUCGGGCCCGGCUUUGGGACGAUUAAAGGCUCGCUUUUCA